AUGGGUGACGAAGACUUGGACAUCAGCCCCCCAUGGGAGCCCAUCACCUUCAAUUAUUCCGGCAAUGCCACUAAUGAGACGUUGCCGUUGCUCACCAGACCCGGAGAGCGGGAUGAGACGCUAGCGGCGGUGGAGGUGGGUGUUCUCGGCGCACUGUUCUUCCUGGCCCUGACGGGGAACAGUUAUGUUCUCGCCGAUAUCUACCGGAGUCGGACCCACCACAGGAGGAUGCAUCUGUUCCUGGCAAACCUCUGCAUCGCGGAUCUGACCGUGGCGUUGUUCAACAUCCUCCCCCAGCUCAUCUGGGACGCCACCGACCGUUUCCUGGCAGGGGACUUCCUCUGCAGGGUCGUCAAGUAUCUCCAGCUGACCAGUCUGUACGCCUCGUCGUUCGUCCUUGUCGGCUCGGCUCUGGACCGUUACACGGCCAUCUGCCACCCCAUGUCGGCCGUCACCAGGACCGUGUACAAACCCAAACGGGUCCUCCUGCUCUGCUGGUCGUUCUCGGUCGUCUUCGGAGUUCCACAGAUCCAGAUCUUCGGCCUACGGGACGGUCCUCACGGGUACCCCGACUGUUGGGGUCUCUUCAUCCACCCCUGGGGACAGACCGCCUACGUCAUCUGGUGCAGCCUCUCUCUCUUCUUCAUCCCCUGCCUCAUCAUCGCCACGGCCUACACCCACAUCUCCAUCGAGGUCUGGAGGGUGUACCGGGAGGAGAAGUCCCCAGGACAGCUGCAGUACCGCCGGGCAAGUCGCUUCGACGUCCCGAUCCGCUCGGGAAAGUUCCGGCCCCGUACGCACCGCGUGGGCGGGGAUUUCCGGGCCACGAAGAUCCGCACAGUGCAGAUGACGCUGGUCAUCGUCAUCGCCUACAUCCUGUGCUGGUCACCUUUCUUCAUCAUGCAGUUGUGGGCAGUCUUCGAUCUCAACGCACCAUUUGAAGAUUUAGUUACCAUUGAGUAG
This is a messenger RNA of Branchiostoma floridae (Florida lancelet), 963 nucleotides long. Its product is annotated as oxytocin receptor-like. The record is from RefSeq and is a predicted model, not a curated record. Gene Ontology annotation, molecular function: vasopressin receptor activity; peptide binding. The transcript is spliced from 5 exons. Bases 1 to 963 code for a protein of 320 amino acids. Lineage: Eukaryota; Metazoa; Chordata; Leptocardii; Amphioxiformes; Branchiostomatidae. Gene Ontology annotation, cellular component: membrane. Gene Ontology annotation, biological process: G protein-coupled receptor signaling pathway.